UUUUUAAACUGUAAUCCAUAAAAUUAAAAUUGAAGGCCACUUGUUUGUUUGUAGCAGCAACUAGGGUUCUUGACGAUCACUCUCUCUCUCUCUCUCUCUCUCUCCCUAUAAGUAUCCACAGUGCGCGCCUCUUUUUCACUCUUCUUGUAAUCUAUAACCCUAAGCUUGCAGAAACUGAGCAACAAAAGAUUGAGAGAAAGGUAAACGAAACGAAUGGAAGAAACAGCAGAAAGUGAAAUUCCAAGGCCGAUUUUUAGAGACAUAAGACGCUAUUUCUGUGAUUACUGCGGGAUUUGUAGAUCUAAGAAGUCUCUUAUAACUUCUCACAUCCAAACACACCAUAAGGAGGAGAUGAACAAGGAUAAAAGUGAUGAAGGUGUAGAAGCAGAUGGAGUGAAGUCUAAUACUUGUGCAGAAUGUGGUGCUAAUUUUAAAAAGGCUGCAUAUUUGAGACAACAUAUGCGAAGUCAUUCACUUGAGAGGCCAUAUGUGUGUUCAGUUGAUGAUUGCCAGGCCAGCUACAGAAGGAAGGACCACUUAAAUCGCCACCUUCUCAUCCACAAGGGAAAACUUUUUAAGUGUCCUAUCGAAAAUUGCUACCGCGAAUUUGUUGUCCAAGGCAAUGUCAAAAGGCAUGUUAAAGAACUUCAUUGUGAGAGUUCUCCUUGCGCUAAGAUUGGUGAAAAGCAGCAUGUUUGCCAGGAAAGUGGGUGUGGAAAGGUGUUUAGAUAUCUGUCAAAGCUACGUAAACACGAGGAUUCUCAUGUUAAAUUGGAUGCAGUAGAGGCUAUCUGUCUAGAAUCAGGCUGUAUGAAACAUUUCUCCAACAGUCAAUGCCUUAGAGCUCACAUUCAGUCAUGCCACAGAUACACAACUUGUGAGAUUUGUGGGACAAAGCAACUGAAAAAGAACUUGAAGAGACAUCUCCGCACCCAUGAAUCAGGAGGCAGUUCAGUGGAGAGAAUUAAAUGCCAGUUUAAGGAUUGUUGCCAUACAUUUUCUAAUAAAACAAAUCUUAAUCAGCAUGUCAAAGCUGUGCACCUUGAAGUCAAGCCUUUUGCCUGUGGGAUUCCAGGCUGUGAUAAGAGGUUUUCAUUUAAGCAUGUCAGAGAUAAUCAUGAAAAAUCAGGGUGCCAUGUCUAUACUCCUGGUGAUUUUGAGGAGUCUGAUGAGCAAUUCAGGUCAAGACCUAGAGGUGGGAGGAAGAGGAAGUGCCCAACUGUAGAAAUGCUAAUACGCAAGAGGGUUACUCCACCAGCAGAUUUGGACGAGUACCUCACUUGGUUUCAGUCAAUGGCCAGUGAGGAGCAGUCCUGAGUUGGCAUGCUUGGGCAGAUCUUUUGAUGUGCCCAGGAACCAUUUUGUUACUCCCACUGAAUCCUCUCUCUGGAAAAUAGAUCUGUGGUAUUAAGUGUAUAGUUCCGCUAGGUAUAUAAUAGUCCUUUUUCUUGGUCACUCUUACAAUCCAAGGAACUUUCAAUAGAUAAAUUUUCUUGGACAGAUAAUAUUUUGUUAUUGAUAUAUACACCAAAAUAUACCUCUUCCAAUUGUUUUA
Ricinus communis (castor bean) is the source of this 1555-nucleotide messenger RNA. Its product is annotated as transcription factor IIIA. NCBI's taxonomy places the organism in Eukaryota, Viridiplantae, Streptophyta, Magnoliopsida, Malpighiales, Euphorbiaceae. Bases 214 to 1317 code for a protein of 367 amino acids. Gene Ontology annotation, cellular component: nucleus. The record is from RefSeq and is a predicted model, not a curated record. The transcript is spliced from 6 exons. Gene Ontology annotation, biological process: regulation of transcription by RNA polymerase II.